This is a messenger RNA of Sphaeramia orbicularis (orbiculate cardinalfish), 1386 nucleotides long. It is a transcript of the gene sparcl2, whose product is annotated as SPARC-like 2. Gene Ontology annotation, molecular function: extracellular matrix binding; calcium ion binding; protein binding. The transcript is spliced from 8 exons. Lineage: Eukaryota; Metazoa; Chordata; Actinopteri; Kurtiformes; Apogonidae. Gene Ontology annotation, biological process: anatomical structure development. The coding region runs from base 1 to 786 and encodes 261 amino acids. The record is from RefSeq and is a predicted model, not a curated record.
AUGCACGUGAGCCUGACCUUUGCCUUGUUUCUGCUCCUGAGUGUGUGUACUGACACGGCAGUGGGAGGCAGAGCCCAGCGCAGACAAAGACAAGCUGAGGACAGCCUGAGACCAUAUAUUGGCAGAGUUGAACCAGAAAAGCUUUGUGCUCUCCUGAAGUGCCGCAGUCCGGUGGGAUCUUGGUGCCAAGUAGUUGAAGAAAAUGGAGUCUUGGUUCCGAAAUGUGUUUGCCCACGGUCUUGUCCACGGCAGAGGGCACCAGUGUGCAGUGUUCUGGGAAAGACCUACGGGAACGAGUGUUUGCUGCAUAAAGAAGCCUGCAGGAAGAGACGCCGCACAGGACUGGCUCACACCGGACCCUGUCUCACUCCCAAGGCUAAUUGCACCCAGGAGGAGUUAGGCCAGUUUCCAUACCGUCUCUUGGACUGGUUUCUGCUUCUAAGUCGUAUGGGAGAGUCCUACACACCUGCUGCCCCCCCACAGAGCUGCCUCAGUCAUGCCCAGAGGACACGACUAGCACAGCAAAGAUUUGCCUUGUUGGACAGGAACAAAGAUGGGAAGUUGAGCCGCAGAGACCUGAAGAAGCUGCGUUAUAAGAAGAUGCCUCUGGAACACUGUGCUACUUCAUUCUUUCAGUCAUGUGACAAGAACAGGAACAGGAAGGUGACCCUGAGAGAGUGGACCUCCUGCCUGGUAGAUCACUCCGAGGCCUGGUUCUACCAGUUUAUGUCAGUGAGAAUGGGCUCCCACAAGUUGUGCCCUACAAUCAAAGACAGCAACCUUUAACCUGAAAACUGUGCGGUAAUGUCUUUGUUGUACAAAACUUCCAAAAGACAGUCCACUAUGAUCAGUGUAGGUGCAGGGUGACAUUGCUCCACAGUGUUCAUUCACCUGUUUCAGCAGCUUUGCACCGUGUAAUAAUAUGUCAGUGACUUAUCACAUCAUCAAAUGUGAAGCAUGAAUGCAGAGACAUUAAUUUUCUGGUUGUCUGUCCAUUCAUGCAUGUCCAUAAAUGGUAUAAAUACAUCUGGAAUUUUAUUUGUACAAUUUAUAAUAUUAAAUUAGCACAUUACAUUGCAUGCUGUAAGUAAAUUAAAACAGCGGCAGCAGUGUACUUUGACAUUGUGAUGUGUAAAAAUGGGAAAUAAAGAUAGGGGGUAAAGGAAUGUUUAGUGUGCAAUGAUGUGACGGGAGAAGAGACAAAGAGAUAAUAAAGGGGGAGAAGGGGAGAAGAAGAGAAAUGUGUCAUAAUGCACUCGAGGAGAGGAAGGGAAAAAGGAAGCAAAGUGAGUGAAAGAAGGAGAGAGAAGUACAAAGUGAGUUUGUGAAAGAUGGGAGGAGGUAAUGCACUGUAAAUGGGAGUUGAGAGUAAUGGAGUAAUGCAUA